Molecule: messenger RNA, 8087 nt
Organism: Pomacea canaliculata
Lineage: Eukaryota; Metazoa; Mollusca; Gastropoda; Architaenioglossa; Ampullariidae
Product: serine-rich adhesin for platelets-like
Exons: 4
Coding region: 473-6382 (1969 amino acids)
Cellular component (GO): extracellular region
Molecular function (GO): chitin binding
Source: RefSeq, a predicted model, not a curated record
CAUCAUAUAAAGCUCGCCCCACAGCGGGAGGAGCGCAGGACACGAGCGACCAGUGCUGACACCUACUCCCGCUGUCCAGCUCCUGCUCACCCUACAAAGCAUCCUUCGGCACGCGGCCUCCUCCCUGACAGCCCUCGUCUGCUGGAGUGGCGAUCGAGAGACUGUUGGUGUUGAUCGCACGGAUACCCGUGAAAACUCUCUGCCCUGCUCCUGGCUCACCAUCUGAAGUGUCGCCGUCUGUAGUGUCGCUGUCUCCGCCGCAACAUCGUCGCCCGCCAACCACCUCCUUGGCCGUGGAGCGUCCAUGGUGUAGGUGUCCCCCUCUCGUCCACAUCGACUUCAGUCUACCUUCUCUGGGCGUCUCCCCAGGUGGCGCCCUUAGUUACCGCCGGGUAACCAGUGACAGAUUGUCUCCCCAGCACCCCGCAUGCGACAAGUCUGACCGAAAUUACUUCCCCUGCCUGACCUGAAGAUGGCGCAAAGCAUCGUCUACUACGCGGCUGUGACUGUGAUGGUACAGGCAGCCAUGGCCUCCUUCAAGUGUCCGGUGCUGCAGAACCAGGCCCUGAUCCCAGACCCCAGCGACUGCCGCAAGUACUACCACUGUCUGCCGGGUGGCCGCGUCUUCCCCAUGCAGUGCCCCAACGGACUCGUCUUCGACACCCGCCAGAAGGUGUGCAUCUGGGACUCCACGGCCAAGUCGUGUGCACCCGACACGGAGCUGCCUUCGCUACCACAGCACCAGUCGUCACACACCACCAAGACACCUGCCACAAAGGGAGGGCACUCACGACCCAAAGCGUCCAAGAUGACAGCCCCUGACCCUCCCAAGAACAUCAUCAGCACAGCCCGGCGCAACAAAGACGUGCAGGAGACGCAAGAAAGGAGGAAACCAGUCUUGACUACACCUGCCACCACACAUUCGUCAACGCCAACAAGCACCACAGCAUCUACAACAUCAACAACGACAGCAACAACGACAACUGAAACCUUUUCGACAGAAGCUAAAUCAACAACGAGUUCCAAGGGGGCGGAGCUGGAGAAGCAGUUCUCGGAUGCUGUCGAUGUUAUCAACAGUCUUCUGUCCAGGGUGGGACCCGAGACCGCGUCACAGGCACAGCACCCGGCGUCAGGUACACCACUGCCCCUCACAACAACCACCGCCAGCUCGACCCUCCAGGGAGACAACUCUGCCGCUGACACGAGUGUGUCCCAAGCUGACAAAAGCGAUAAACCCCAGGAAGGCGAUAAUCCCUCAUCCUCAAGUCCCCUGCUGAAGGAGGAAGACAAGGGAGCUCACUCAGUGCACAGGAGAUCUCCGGACAACAAAGGCUUUGGCAAUUACCUUUCGGAGGACGUGCGCUGUCCCUCUGGUUUCGCCUACAUGCCCGACCCGUCCAACUGCGGCACCUUCUACCACUGCUACAACUGGCAGCCUAUGAAGAAGAUGUGCCCACCCGGCCUCUUCUUCGACCACCAAACCUACGUCUGCAACUGGCCCCACAACGUCAACUGUAUCGAGGGCUACCGCGCCAAGACUCUGUACAGCUUCAACAACUUCCGGCGAGACCACGCCGAGGUUCGGGAGACAACUGCGCGUAUUCCUAAGGACUUGAAGGAAAAAACGUUGAAGCCAUCAACUGCUAGAACCACCGUCCCCACAACAACAACGACAACCACAACAACCACGACCACCACGACGGAACUACCCACCAGCAGAACUACUUCCGCAGAAAUCACAACACAACCUUUGACCUCUCGCAGCGAAUCAGCCAACACGGAGUCAACGCGUGUACUGUUUGAAGGGCUGGACUCUGUUUCCACGACAACCUACGAGGUUCCUCACGAGAUCGUCACCCAGCGACUGGAGUCUAAGAUUAGUUCCACUCAAAACCUUCUGGAAUCUUCCCCUCUCACGGACCAACCAAAAAGCGACAACGGGAAAGACACAAGCAGCAGUCUCUCUAGAAGCUCGCUGCAGGUGACAGAUACCACGGCGUGGUCACGUGUCAGCGACCUACCCCUCGAGACUGAACACGUGCUGGCGGAACUCUACGCCAACAACGACGAUCUCAAGAAGAAUGUGUCCAGCAGCGAUGAGGCCAGUGAUGACAGCCUCGCUUCUUUGACGUCGACAGGCGCGACGACGCGGCUAGAAGAAAAUAGUUCGACUGCAGCGCCUCCCGACACAAGUGUCGCAACAGCCAGCGGGGCACCCGACAGCAGCAGCGUCCAGACUUCUGCAGCAAGUAUCCUGAGCAGUCUCUCUGACAGCCACACGCCUCCGGCACCACAGCACCAGAGCGCGCCCCCUGGCGACGAGGGCUCCAACACCAGCGCCCCCUUGCCAGCACAGACAUCGUCCUCGUCCUUCGUUUCGCUGGCUGCCGACAAUGCAACCACAACCAUGCCACCCCCAAGCCCCGUGACCCGUGACCCCACUACCCCGCUGUCCGCCAUGGCAGCACGAGUUCCUUUCUACGCCAUGGACAGCCGCCACGCGGGAUCCAGCAGGACAGCAACCUCCAACACCGCUUACCACCGAGGUAGCCGCUUGAGAGCCCGCACGCACGUGCCGCAGGCGCAGUCGAUGUCUGUCAGUCCCUACAUGCCAGCCGCCAUGGCUGUCUCUCCAUUCCGUACUCCCGCGGCGCAAGAGUUCCACAGCUACGACGACGUUCAGAUCGAGAAGUUCAUGAUCAAGCUGCUCAACGACGCCAUGCGCUCUCGUCACGUGGUGUCCAGAGACGUUAGCGACACUACGUCCGACGCCAUCACGUCCUCUGGUCUGACCGGGGAACCUACCACCUGGUCCGCUGGCAACACCAGCGACGGCGACAGAAAACAUCCACCAACCACUCACGAUGUUAAAAACAUGAAAGCUGAAGCUGACAUCGAGGAAGUCAACGAAGACGAUUCGUACGUCCACGAAGAAGUGGCUCCCUCCACGCUGUUUUUCCAGUUGCCUGGCAACGGCCAGGACUUCGGCACGAGCACCUUGCAGCAGGAUAUGCACGUGAGCGGCGUGUCUGACAUGGAGCCGCAGCCUUAUCGCCAGACACUCCCCCUGCAGGCCGACGACCAGGGAGCAUUCUCCAAGAAGACGGCCAGCUUCCCCUUCGCGGCCAGGGACGCCGACAGCAAGGAGUUCGACAACCUGGUGGAGCACGACGCUCUGAGAGAGAACGCCAAGGCCAAAUAUUUGUAUGACGAGCAAACGAUGAAAGCCGAGAGUCAAGCGAUGACAGGGCUAGACGAUAAGGUGGAGGAGUGGGACGUGAAGUCACGUGAUCUAGGGCUACAGAUGGGGUAUGCCUACCCCAAAAUCUACAGCAACUUAGGGGAUGAGGUCGACCUGUCCGGGGAUGGCGAGACGCCGGAAAUGACGAAUCACAUCCCCAAGAUACAAGCUUUUUCGGGAAUCUUAGCUUUAGAGGAACAGACGAACUCCAGCUCCAACGACCCGAGCCAGAACGAGACUGGCGAUGGAAUCCCAGCUUCCACCACAACGCAGGAUGUUUCUGUUCAAGAGGAUGGCGCGGCUAGCCCGAGCACUCCGGCAGUCGACACCACUCAGCACACCACCCUGGUGACCCACAAUCAACAGGACAUUAAUCUCACUGAUUACCAUCAGUCCACAAGUUCACCGAGUGUCGGCGAUUUGUCGAAGAUUGUUCCAACGGACACAAACCAGACGAACAGGGUCGCUUCCAAGGUGUCAGCUGACAUGUCGAGCUCGCCCCUUCCUCCACAGUCCACCCCAGCUGACAGCAAUGUCACAGAGAGUUCUGGACAGUCGUCAUCUACACAGGCACUGACAGGCGACAGCACAUCGACAGCAAAAGUAGAAGAGGCGCAGGCAGUAGAUAACAGCACGUCUACCACAUCCGUUGUCAACAACACCGACGACACUGCUGCUGAUGGUACCACCGCCAAUGAGCUUUUGUCGCCCUCGUCAGACAACACUUCUCUGACACAACCCGCAUCAUCACUACGACACUCUGACAACAGCUCUCUGUCAGUGUCACCACUACGACAAACUGACAACAGCUCUCUGUCAGUGUCAUCACUACAGCACACUGACAACAGCUCUCUGUCAGUGUCACCACUACAACACACUGACAACAGCUCUCUGCCAGUGUCACCACCAGAAAACCCUGGUAACCCUUCUGUGAUUGAGACAUCAGGGGAAAACCAUGGAAACGCUUCUCUGACACAUUCAGCAUCGUCACAAGAAGGUUCUAGCAACAUCUCCCUGACACCUUCAGAUAAAGCAAACGUCACAUCAUCACCGGCGUUAUCUACAUCGCUGCUUGAAGACGACAACCAGACAUCGUCACCAGAAUCGACCACAGCCCGAUCAUCAGACAGCAGCGACACAUCAAGAGAAUCCUCUACCAUGAUGUCGGACACCCACAGCAGCACUUCUACAUCCUCCGACAGCAGCAGCACCACCCCAUCCAGUGACGCAUCGUCAAAAGCUCCAGAAAGUUCUGUCCAGCCGUCCAUAGUCGUCACACCUGCCUCACCAGACCAUCCGAGCAACACAACCCUCUCAGACUCCACACAAAAGGCGGAAGUGUUCAAGGCAAAGAAUCUUGACAGCGUUGCAGACAACACCACCGAGGGCGCUGAGGCAGAGGAAGUGCAGGUGGCAGUUGGUGACGUCAGCAAAGGUCAGCAGGAAGGGGAAGACGCAGACGACACAGUCGCCCCUCCGACCAACGCUUCAUCAGACAUUCAUGGCGCCACAGCCUUGCUGCAUACGUCAGGUGUCGAGCCACAGCAAAAUGAGACAACGAUGUUGCUUAGCAACAAUGAGACAGCCAUGUUGCCCAGCAACAAUGAAUCCAUCGUUGCGCAGCCCGCAGCAGCAGACGACGCUGCACCCGACACAGACAAGUCCACCACAGACGUAUCACGCACAAACAACUCCACGAUAACUGAUUCCGACACCAAUAGCUCCACCAGAGCAACCUUUGACACCAACAGCUCCACAACAGCUGCAUCCGACACACAUAGCUCUCCGACAGCAACAUCCGACACCAGCAGCUCACCGACAACAGCAGGUGUCAGCUCUGAGUCGCCUGAGAUCAGUGCCAACAACAUCUCCAGCAUCGUCAAUGCGUCAGUGUACUCUGCGGCGGAACUGGAGGACAGAGUCAUCUCUGAGGACAUCAAGGACGCGGACAGCAGCACUAGCGUGUGGAGGCUUGCCGAGGGCACGGGGGCGCCACAGGAGGAGCAGACAGUGCUGCUGACGGCAACUAAACUUGAAAGAGAGACAAACGACUCGACUUCGCACAACGCUACUGACCAGGGGGCAGUGCAGGACUCUGUCAGCUCCAGCACCCGAGUUGUCUCCCUGGACCCCAGCUUGAGUCCCAUCAUCGACGAAUUUUCGGCUGUGGACAGACAACUUGGAGACAACGACACUCAGACUGUAUCGUCUGUGGACGCAACCGUCGUGCAGAAAGUUUUGAUAGACAGCGCCCCAUACAGUGGCCUGAUCAACGUCAGCAUGGCUGAGCAAGAAAACAUUGACGACAACACAACAGCAGUCAACACAAGCCCAGCGUCAGACAUUACUGAGGACAGCAUCAUUGAAAACAACACAGAAGUGAACGCCUCCCAGGCUGUGGAGCUGGUGCCAGUCGCUUACCUUAGUGACGAGACCCUCAUAAAAAGCUCAGGGAAUGAACUGCUGGAGACCAAAAGUGAGGACACCAAUAUCUUCCACACUAAAGAUUCGUCGUCUCUCUUGUCUGAGGCCGAAGUAGUUGGCGAGGUGCAGCAAGUGCAUGAGUCUCAAAACCACUCUGGCCUAACGGCGGCCGACAACAACGACCACGAAACAGCGAGCGGCACCAAGGGGGACGAGGCAUCAGUGUCACUGGAAGAAACUUUGGGGCAGGAACAGACGACUGUAGCGGAGAGCAAGACGAACAUGUCAUCAGAAGGCGCUGACCUCACUACAACCACCACCUUGUCCUCAUCGCCAGAGUCAUUCUCAGAUGACUCAGGGAGCAUUGCCACGGAGAAGGUGAUUCCAGGGGAGGGAAAUGAGCGGCCCCACACCAGCGAUAACGUCAUCAGCCACCAACACAACAUUUCAGCCUCAGCUGUCGUCGUCGACGAGAAAUCCGACGGCAUUGUCGAAGAAACACGAGAAUACGAAGAUGCACGUGCUCAUGACGCCGACAAGAUGGUGGCUGCUGACGUCGAAAGGGCUGACUCAGCUGAUGACGCGGAAGCAGUGGGCGUCAAGCGGUCCUUCGUGUCGCUGACGGACCUCAUCACGUGGUACCUCAAGCACUGGCGGAACUACACGCGCUGGCGUCAGGAGCACACAACUCUUCCUUCAUCCACACCCGAGCCGUGAGCCACGCCAAAGGACUCGUUAUCAUCGCAGUCAUCUGCGAUGACGCUGGCGACGUGGCGGCUGAGUGCAGCCAGUGACGACCCCAGUGCUGACACUUGGUGAGUGCUGGCUGCCGCGACAUCCGACAUCGUCCUGUCCACUUCUUUUGCCGCUGCUGCAGUCGCCACUGUUGUGAUCACGUGACUAUUUCGUUGACAGCUCGCCCCUACUCGCUUGCAUGCACAUCCCGUCUGUCUCGGUCGCUGUGACCGGCUGUGUGACGGCGGGAGUGGUGAAGGGGGAAAUUGAAAAUGCAGUUUACUUUGUGCUUUUGGACAAUUUGCCAACGUGCCUGUGAGUCUGUACACAAAUAUUUUGUAAUGUUUGCCUCCACUUUCCCUCUGUUGUUGUUGUUGUUGUUCCGCCAUUUAAAAUGCUUAAGUGAGCGAUGUCCUUACAUCCUCCCCCAUCCCCAGUCACCCAUCCCCGUGGUUCCCACGUUGGACAGUAGGCUGGGAAGGUAGCAGGGGGAGGGUGUAAGAACAGCGCAGUAAUACUCAGCCGUCACGCCUAUUGUUAGCACCCAUGGGUCUGCCGUCAUCUCUCGUCCGAAUGUUGCUGAGGGGUUGUACAGUGGGGGGCGACCGGCAGAGGACGUUGGUAGUUUGACUUCUGACUUCCACUCCUGUCACCGGUACCAACACCGUGUGCAUGUUGAGAUGCUACUGGCGACUGACCACCGACUACGUGACGUACUACGUGGGCGACGACGACGUUUAGUCUAGAUUGAGUAGUGGGGACAUCAUGGUGAAUGGUGGGAGGUCUCUAGCAGUAGUUUUCACAUCGUCAUUGAUGUCAUCGCCGUUUACCAUGGUGAGCUGACGACGACUGGGUUAUUUCUAAGAGCGUCAGAUGUAGACGUUCACACCUGUCCUGUCAUCUUGACUGGUCUCCUGUCGAUAUCCCGUUGGUGAGAGGGAGGAAGAUGUCCAAGACUAGACAGCCCAAAGGCCAUUUACCCUCGACCUGUCGGUACUGCAUGUUGAGACACACACGCGCUCGUGUAGGAGGAACAUUGUGUAUCCUCCAUGCCAGGUAACGUGAUAAUUGGAAAAAAAAAAAAAAAACAGUAAAUAAAAAGGAAAGAAUAGGGAAGAAAAAGCUAGUUACCCUUCUUUUCUUUUGAACCUAAGAGUUUUUUUGUCGGACAACUCUUCUUGCCCUAUCCCUUAUUAAGCUUUAUUUUUGCGUCGGGGAAUAUUCCCUGUUCUUGUUUCCCUGACCCUGUCCCUCUUUCCCGCGAUAAACAAAUCUCAGAGUAAUCAAAGGGGAGACUAUUUGUCUGUCGUGUGCUGCGAUGUUUGUGGAGUGCGCUGCUCUCUGGUUGUCUUCCCCUGCUUCUGUUGGCACAAGACGGAGGACAAGCUUCCUGCACGUGCGGAAGGAAAGGGGAAGUGUGGGGAGGGGCACAGCAUGUCCACACCUGCAGGCAACGGGAGGCACGUGCAGGUCGUCGUAGUCACGUGCAAGUAGCGGGUGGACGUGGGGGAGGGGUACAGGUAGAGGAGAAGGUAGUACACAGAGGUCAGCACCACUGACCCCGAGUCUCGCUGGUUGUUGAUGUCUGCGCUGGGUGUGUGGAGGGACUUGUACAAAUGUUUUUAUAAGCCUUUUAUUUUGUACUGCAUUUCCUAAGGCUGUAAGUAAAGAGGCCUUUAAUACAUGA